Penicillium brevicompactum is the source of this 1089-nucleotide messenger RNA. Its product is annotated as mitochondrial 37S ribosomal protein uS7m. Bases 1 to 1089 code for a protein of 362 amino acids. Gene Ontology annotation, biological process: translation; ribosomal small subunit assembly. Gene Ontology annotation, molecular function: mRNA binding; rRNA binding; structural constituent of ribosome. The transcript is spliced from 3 exons. Gene Ontology annotation, cellular component: ribosome. The record is from RefSeq and is a predicted model, not a curated record. NCBI's taxonomy places the organism in Eukaryota, Fungi, Ascomycota, Eurotiomycetes, Eurotiales, Aspergillaceae.
AUGACACCUCGUCUCAACCUCUUUACGGCCAGGGCCACAUCCGCUCUGCGCCAAUCCACCACUCCCGCCCUCCCCUCCCGCAGCAUCGCCAGCCCUGCCCGUUUCCGCGCCGUCCAACCUAUCCAGUGCCGAUGGAAUUCUUCCCGCGAUGGCUCGAAGAAAGUCGAACCCCAGCCUGAUGAGCAGGCCUUCCCAACUGUUGACCAAUUGCCCGACGUGAGCGAGGAAGCGAACGAGAUCUCUCGGAUUAUUGAUAAGGAAAAGUGGUGCGAUGGCGUUCCAUCCACCCCGGAGAUGGACCAGGGUACACCGGUUGAGGAGAUUCUCAGCCGCGACAAGAAGGCCAUGAAGCAUAUGCCCAAGGUCAUGCAGGACGAGUUGAAGAAGUCAGGCACACGCUCCUUCUCGACUUCAGCUCGGAGCCGCAUGCCCGAAGUUGACGGACUUGUGCCGGGCAGCGGAGGUCCCAGCCCGGAGGCUGCCGCCGCUCUUGCCAGCAUGAUCGAGCAGGUGCAGUCGCAAGCCGUGGAGAACCCCGGCUUGAAGUUCGAUCAGCCUAUCGUUCCCCAGGAUCUCAAGACUUUGAACUACCGAAACCGCUACGAUACCCUGCAGGACCAGUUCACUAAGCUCCUGAUGGAGGACGGAAAGCUGACCAAGGCCCAGAAGAACAUGAGCACAAUCCUGGACCACCUCCGCACAUCUUCGCCUCCCCAGAUCAACCCCAAGCGCCGUCUGCUUGAGGCUCCCCCAGCCGGUCAAAUGCCCCUCGACCCUGUCCGCUACCUCACUGUCGUUGUCGACUCCGUCGCCCCUCUCUUCCGAAUUCGUCAGCAGAAGGGUAUCGUUGGUGGUGGUGCUGCCGUGCAGAUCCCUCACCCACUGAACCUGCGUCAACGCCGUCGUGCCGCGAUCAAGUGGAUCAUCGAUGGAUCUGCCAAGCGCCGUGACCCUGUCUUUGCGAACCGUGUUGCUGCUGAGGUGGUGGCGGUUGCUGAGGGCCGUAGUAGUGUCUGGGAUAAGCGAGACCAGCAGCACAAGAUUGGUAUCUCUGGUCGUGCCAACUUGGGUGUUACCGUUCGUCGCUAA